AUGGGGUUCCUACUAUUUCUGAAAGCAGAUCCUCCAUUGUUGAUCUAUCUUCCCGAUGCUCUGCCACAAGAAAUUCACAGGAGUAAUGACAAGGAAGACCGGACAAGAACAAGAAAUGCAUCUUUUAAAUCAAUUUUGCCUGCAGCUGCCUCGGCACUGCAAUCUGCGUUCCGCUGGUUCGCCAGUUUUCUUCCCUCCCCCUCCGCCUCCUCUUCCUCUGCCUCCUCUGCCUCCUCUUCCUCCAUCGCCACCACCAAGGACGACAACCACAACCGAGACGCUUUUGAGCUCACUGCUGAUGAUAUAGCAUUGGUCAUUAGCGCGGCGGUCUCGGUUGUGGAGACGGCGGUCUCGGUUGUGCAGGCGGCAGCAUCGUUGAUAAGGACCGUGUUCCUCAUUACCAAGCUCACGGUCCGAACAACGCUGCUGCUAGCCAAGGCCACCCUCUGGGCUAUCAAGAUGACAUGCUGUAUUCUGAAAAGGUAUCUAUAG
Molecule: messenger RNA, 492 nt
Organism: Zychaea mexicana
Lineage: Eukaryota; Fungi; Mucoromycota; Mucoromycetes; Mucorales; Lichtheimiaceae
Exons: 2
Coding region: 1-492 (163 amino acids)
Source: RefSeq, a predicted model, not a curated record